Carcharodon carcharias (great white shark) is the source of this 585-nucleotide messenger RNA. Its product is annotated as fucolectin-like. NCBI's taxonomy places the organism in Eukaryota, Metazoa, Chordata, Chondrichthyes, Lamniformes, Lamnidae. The transcript has 4 exons. Bases 1 to 585 code for a protein of 194 amino acids. The record is from RefSeq and is a predicted model, not a curated record.
AUGGGCCUCUUAAUUGUCGGCCGGCACACUGCCAACUCUUGCACGCAUCCACCGGCUGAAACAUCACACGAGUGGGCGAUGACAUUGGGAUGCUCGCCUGACAUCACUGCGGACUAUUACACGCCAGGCCAGACUCCAUGGUACACGUUCAGAAAUGUGGAGCUGAGUCAGGCACAGAAAGGUUCGUCGAGCAAUUGUCAAAAGGCAAGAAAAGCUAUCGAUGGGAAAACCCAUGAUAAUUCCUGCUCUUCUACUAAAGUGGAAGGAGAUCCCUGGUGGAGGCUGGACCUGCUUCAAAAGUAUCAGAUGCAGCUCAUCAACAUCACCAACACAAAUAGGAAUGACAAGGAAGGGAUCAACAGAGCAGAAAUCCGGAUUGGAGACCUGGACCAGAAUCAUGGCAAUAACAACCCAAAAUGUGUGACAGUGCAAACAAUUGAUCUCGGAGCUACAGAAACCUUUAGCUGCAGAGGGAUGCGAGGUCGCUAUGUGAACAUUGUCCAGCCUGGGAAUCAGAAGCGUCUGACUCUGUGUGAGGUGGGAGUCUUUGGACAGCCCCUCUUUAUAAUUCAGACCUGUGAAUGA